Messenger RNA from Salvelinus sp. IW2-2015, 2552 nucleotides. RefSeq names its product dynein axonemal intermediate chain 7 (gene dnai7). The record is from RefSeq and is a predicted model, not a curated record. Gene Ontology annotation, molecular function: beta-tubulin binding; microtubule binding. Gene Ontology annotation, cellular component: axoneme. NCBI's taxonomy places the organism in Eukaryota, Metazoa, Chordata, Actinopteri, Salmoniformes, Salmonidae.
CUACUGUGCGUGCGUUACCGUUUCCAUGGUAACUURGACGCGAAAAGAGUUGAAAGCUGACAGAUAUCCCACCAAGAGAAAAUGUCUGCCCAAAAGAAAGGAAGCAAGCUCAGUAAGGCUGAAAAGGAGCAACUUCAGAAAGAGGAGGAUCAGAGAAGACAAAAGGAAGAGGAGGAGGCUCGACUCCUGGCUGAGAAAGAUGAGCAAGAGAGGCUGGAGAGAGAGAGAAAGGAGCAAGAGGAACAUCAGAGACUGGAGCUAAAGGACAAAGAUCGCAGAGAGGAUGAGCUGAACGAACUGCGUCAUCUACUGGAAGAGAACCAGACUGCAGUCACCAAGUGGGAGACUGACUCCAGAGCGAAAGCCAAGUGGGACAGGUACAUGCGUUGUGACGGGAGUCCAGACCCGUCAGUCCAGCAGGAGAUCAACACCUUCAUCAACCUGUGGUGCGAGGACCCAGAGGUCCAGAUCAAACCGGUUCUAAAGGAGUGUGCCCUGGCUCUACAGCUGCUAGACGAGCUGGAGGGUAUGCUGAGGGACCAGCCUGAACCAGCUGAUGCCCUGAGGUACCAGGAGACCCUGCUCUCCAUCCAGACUCUCAUCCAAUCCAAACUUGACCACAGCACUGAGGAGAUACUCAUGUGGGCCAACGCUCACUCAGACAUUGAGACGGGGAACAUGCAGACAGUGGUCCAGGAUGACAUCAUCACACUGUGUCUGUGGGCCAACCUUAACAAGAACCCAAGGUUUAAAGGGUUCCAGUUCGAGGAGGUGGGGCUGGGCUUUGAGCUGCCCAAACAGCUGGCAGUCAGUGACGUCGCUGUGAGAAUCCUCCACACCCACUACGACCACUUGUCUCACCUGGCCAACCUGAAAAGCCAGAACCCCAGCAGGAUGUCCCUAGGCCUGGGGGCCAGGGAGGAACCCCUUCUGGAGGGAGAGACCCCUGUGGGGGAGUGUGAGGAGACGGAGGGAGAUGGUGACAGGAGAGGGAGCACACAGCAGGGAGAUGCAGAGGAAGAGGUGCAGUCUGUCAGAGGGUCUGAAGGCAGGAAGAGUGCGGUGAGUGUGAUAUCUAUGAAGGAGGAGAGGAGGAGUGGUCAGAAGCAGCUGGAGGAUGUGAAACAGAAGCUGGAGGAGAAUGGGAGUCAGAUAGAUACAAUGUUAGAGGGAGAUGACUCAGGUGAGGGAGACUCCGCCCCUACCCCGAUGGACCCAGUGAUUGACAGCUAUGAGGGUCAGGUGGUUGACCUGCAGCAGUACACGCCCCUGGGAGGAGUCUUCUACUGCGAUGUCUUCCGUCUGCCGCCACAGUCCCAACAACUCAAUGGAUGGGAGAUGAGAGAGCUGUUGGACACAGGGCUGCAGCCAUUCCCCUACCCCACAGAGCAGACUCAGAUCCAGGGCUCUGCCUCCAUGAAGCUGGAGGACAGUGGGGUCCUGACCUGUCCCCCUGUAGGGGUCACAGUCACCCUGCCUGACUCUGUCCUGUUCCUGGAGGACCCCCAGGUGGCCCGCUGGGACCCUGAAGGUCAGCACUGGAAGACCGACUGCAUCAGUGAGACGUCGUACGACCAGGCAGAGCGGAAGAUCUCGUUCAAGAUGGACUCGUUCUACGCCUUCACGCUUCUACAGGACUCGUAUGCCAACAUGCCGUUCCAGAGCUGGGAGCUCAGACCACUGGGCCAGGACUCUGCCCUGCUCACCAUCACCGCAGCCCUCACUGAAGUCAGCAUCACCAUCAAGGGCAGCAAGUGUAUGCUCCAGUCAGACCAGGAGAGAGGACUGAACCACAUCCUGGGCCAGUGGAUGAGUCCCUCUGUACUGCAGAAAGCCAUGGUCAGCGCCGGGGUCAACAUCUUCGUCAACCAAUACUCCGACAAAUAUGUCAGCGUAAACGCAAAGGACCCUCUGAUAGAACACGCUGUGUAUGAACAGAUGGCCCUGCUCUCCUCUGCCUUCGCCUUCUCCUGGAGCCAGUGGAACACGCAGUGUGGCCACGAGCAUCUGGUGCUGCAGGUGUGUGAGCACCUAGACCCAGUCCCGGUCCGAGAGGACUYGUGGUGURUGUACCUGCUGGGGGCCCAGAGGAGCCAAAAGCUGAGGAUCAAGGAACACAGUGAGGCGUUCUCUCCAGAGCUGGACCCCGGCAGCGAGUUCCACUCCACCUUCCUGCACAUGCUCCGAGACGGCAUGUCCCCCGCCGGACAGGAACGACGCUCUCACCACCUGUUCAUCGAGGCCGUGCACAGACUGCUGCGUGUUACACGGCCUCUCACAUACUCCUGACUACAGUAGAUACUAGACCCCCAAGCUCUAUGUAGGAGUAGCCAACAACCACAGAUCUAGGAUCAGAUUGAACUAUUCCCGAUCAUAACUUUAACCAUUAGGGGAAAUACGUGUAUCAGGUAGGUUAGCGGCAACUUCAACCUACUCUGUGCGGAACAUCGUGGGUAUGACAGACUGCUCACUGAACUUUAUCCCUUACAACAGAUGGACCCUCAUGWAAAACCAGUUUAUUUCUGUAGAAUAAAGUUCCUUUAUUGUGUAAA